Paramacrobiotus metropolitanus is the source of this 1625-nucleotide messenger RNA. RefSeq lists its product as uncharacterized. The transcript is spliced from 2 exons. The record is from RefSeq and is a predicted model, not a curated record. Lineage: Eukaryota; Metazoa; Tardigrada; Eutardigrada; Parachela; Macrobiotidae. Bases 363 to 1076 code for a protein of 237 amino acids.
GUCACUUCCAGGGUAGUGGCUCGAGGCAAUUUUCAGAAAGAUAAUCCGGUCUGUUUUAUUAGUAAGCAGUUUGAGUCAUUAACGCAAUCUGAUUGUCUGAUUUUCGUCCGGCCAGCUCUUUGCUACCAUACUGUACUCGCAUAUCAGUGUGCAAGCGUACACUACACUUGUAUCUACACUUGUAUCUAAAUGUCUUCAGUCAGACGAUUUAUUUGAAGCCACGCGCAAAACGUCGGUGCAUUGCGAAAACUGCCGCACGACGAGCGCUGCCAGAUUCAGAUACCGACUGUCCCGCGCCGCUUCUCACAUAUAAUUUCUAAUUGUUUUAUUUCUUACUGUACGCAGUCGGCCGCGCAGCCGUCAUGACCUUUUUCGCUUCCGCCCGUCGCAUAGUUCUCAGUGGGGCAUUGGUCAGUGCGCAUGCCUUUAUUCUCGGUAUCGAUUGGGUGGAUUUUUUCGUCAACGGUACCGCGGACUAUUCGCAUGCCUGUACGCGGUAUAGGUAUAACCCCGUAUUGCUUGUCGUUACCACGACCUUCUCUGAGAUGACCACGACAAUCGCCUUUGCUCAUCUGCUGGUGUCGCUGUACGUUUAUGGGAAGCAACGCUCACUGUAUCGGAUCUUACGCCGGGAUCUCGGUAAUAGCGACUUCCCGUCCACCGUUUCCCGCGCUCACGGCGGGCUAACGCUUUUGCUGGCACUUGGUCCGACCGGCGUCCUGUUGGCCGUCCUGCUGCCGCUGGCCAUCCGGCCGGUGGUGGUCAGUAUGUUCAGUAACACCACGGUGCGGUACGCUUACGUCACGGUACCCACGGUGGUAGUGGAAGUGUGGUAUGCGGUGAUGUUGACCAUAAACUGCGCUAUCGUCACUGUCAGCUUUACCGCCAUAACGACCAUCGUCUGCAGCUUCAAGCGGGCCGCCCAAGGAAUCCUCGACGGGCUGAACACUCUGUCCCUGCGUGUUUCACGCUUGUCGGCCGUGGAAUUAUUACCACAGGCUAGCCAAUACGAAAGGCAGCUGGAAAUAUUAGGUUCUCGGUCUAGUCGCGCUGGCAGCCCUGUUUUUUUGGGAUAGGAGAGAGGGAUUCGCAGGAGGCGCUUGUCCGGGAUUGUCCGGAAACCGGAUAGCGAUUCUGUUCAACAGCACGGCAACCAUGGAUUUGUAACAGUGUUAUAAAUCCAUGGUUGCCGUGCUGUUGGACAGAAUCACAAUUGUAAUGCAUAAAUAAUGUCAUUAUUUAUGCAUUACAAUUGUAAAUCUUUCCCUGCCCACGCAUCUUUCCCUUCGCAUUUUAUAAGGAAACACUGGAGCACUCUCAUCAUCACUUUUUGAAAUUAAUCACAGAUUUGCUGCAGUAGAAUUAUUUUUUGAUUUGUUUGCGUUGACCUAACUGUAUCCAGCAGCUUGCCUUUUUCGUCGGCAGAAACAGUUCCAGUCUUGCAGAUGAAUUUAAAUUUAAAUAACGUGCCGUUGUAAGACAAAUUAGCAAAGGUGUUUUAUUGGAUUUUGUAACUGCUGGUGAUGUAUCCUGUGUGACAUAGAUGUACAGAGUAUUGUAUCGCCUGCCCCUACGUACAGAUACUUACUGAACAAAAGUGCAGCUGCGUUGGCUACUUGGAAAAA